GGUUUGGCUCCUUCGUUGACAAGACCGUUCUGCCCUACAUCAGCAUGCUACCCCAGAAAUACCGUAACCCCUGUCCGGACCGCACCGAGCAGUGCCAGCCCCCCUUCAGCUUCCGGAACGUUCUGCCGCUGACCGACAACGCCACCGAGUUCGAGGAGAAAGUCAGUCAGCAGAACAUCUCGGGGAACCUGGACCCCCCGGAGGGGGGGCUGGACGCAGUCAUGCAAGCGGCAGUGUGUGGGAAGGAGGUGAGAUGGCGAAACGUCACGCGGUUGCUGGUCUACACAUCAGACGCCACAUUUCACACAGCCGGAGACGGGCGUCUUGGGGGCAUUUUCCUGCCCAACGAUGGGCACUGCCACCUGGACCCGAGCGGUCUGUACUCCGAGAGUCAGCGCUACGAUUACCCCUCAGUCGGGCAUUUGGCUCAAACUCUGGCCAAGCAAAAUAUUCAGCCUAUCUUCGCUGUGACAGAGAAUACACUGCACACCUACCAGGAGCUCAGUAAAUUGAUCCCAAAGUCGGUGGUUGCAGAGCUGAAGGAGGAUUCCAGUAAUGUCCUGCAGCUGAUAACAGAGGCAUACGGGAACCUGUCUUCCACCAUUAACCUGGAACACUCAAAGCUGCCGGAUGGGGUCUCGGUCCGAUUCGAGUCUCACUGCAGGAACCAGACCAUCGCCCACAGUGGCCGGGCUGAGUGUCUGAACGUCCGGAUCAACGAGGAGGUCAGGUUCACAGUGACGGUCUCAGCUUCGGCCUUGAGCUGCUCCUGGUCUCGGAAAGAGUUUGAGCUGCGGGUUUUGGGAUUCACGGAGAAGCUGGAGGUCCAGGUGGAGACGGUUUGCGGCUGUGAGUGCGGAGACGGCGGGAUCGAGAGUGACGACAUGUACUGUAGCCACGGCAUCGGCAAGUUCAGCUGUGGACAGUGCAGCUGCAGUCCUGGAUACUUGGGAAAGGCUUGCGAGUGUUCCCAGGAGAAUUCAGGGGUGCAGGACCUGAGCGAGCCGUGCCGCAAGGAAAAGGAGUCAGCUCUGUGUGGGGGCCGAGGUCACUGCCUGUGUGGUGUGUGCAUCUGUAACCACCAGCUACGAGGACGGUUCUGUGAGUGUGAUGACCACAGCUGUACCAGACACAACAACAACAUGUGCAGCGGGAAUGGAGAGUGUGUCUGUGGGACGUGUCACUGCAACUCCAGCUACACAGGUGAAGCCUGCGAAUGCUCCAUGUUAAACAAUGCCUGCCAGGUUGCAGAGGGUCCAGAAUGCAGUGGCCAUGGGCAAUGUAAAUGUAACCGGUGCCAGUGUGAGUCCGGGUACCAAGGAGCGACCUGUGAGACGUGUGUGACCUGUCCGACUGAAUGUGAGCAGUUCAAAGACUGCGCAGAAUGCUCGGCCCGCCAGUCCUGCCGCUCUGAGUGCCUGGGCGUCACGGUACAAAUGGUUCGGAAGUUUCCAGAAGGCACGCUGCCCUGCGCCCAGUGGGUUGACGACGGGGAGCUGCUUGAGUUUGUGGUGCUGUGGGCUGAGCUGGGCUCUUUACUGCUCGUUCGUGAGAGAGCCCCACUGAGUGACAAGACGUUCAUCAUCAUCACCUCGGUGAUGGCGGGGAUCGUUCUGAUCGGCCUGGUGUCUCUGGUGAUCUGGCGGGGGCUGCUGGAACUCUACGAUCGCCGGGAGUACCACCGCUUCGAGACAGAGAGGCAGAACGCGCGCUGGAACGAGUCAGGAAACCCUCUGUUCAAGAGCGCCACCACCACUGUGGUCAACCCCCAGUACAUGGAGGAAUGAAGCCACGAACUGACCCUGCCAAACCGGCCACGGGCGAGAGAAGGUCAACUGGACAACCGAGUGGAAAGCAGAGAUCCAGCGAUGGAGGGGAAGCGAG
Molecule: messenger RNA, 1884 nt
Organism: Carcharodon carcharias (great white shark)
Lineage: Eukaryota; Metazoa; Chordata; Chondrichthyes; Lamniformes; Lamnidae
Product: integrin beta-7-like
Exons: 11
Biological process (GO): cell adhesion mediated by integrin; cell-matrix adhesion; cell migration
Cellular component (GO): focal adhesion; integrin complex; cell surface
Molecular function (GO): integrin binding
Source: RefSeq, a predicted model, not a curated record